This is a messenger RNA of Nicotiana attenuata, 1510 nucleotides long. Its product is annotated as transcription factor MYB44-like. The record is from RefSeq and is a predicted model, not a curated record. Gene Ontology annotation, molecular function: DNA-binding transcription factor activity, RNA polymerase II-specific; RNA polymerase II cis-regulatory region sequence-specific DNA binding. Gene Ontology annotation, cellular component: nucleus. The transcript has a single exon. Gene Ontology annotation, biological process: regulation of DNA-templated transcription. The coding region runs from base 53 to 1138 and encodes 361 amino acids. Lineage: Eukaryota; Viridiplantae; Streptophyta; Magnoliopsida; Solanales; Solanaceae.
AACUCUCCGCUUCUUCACGUUUCCUCUUCUAAAACACACAUACAACACAAAAAUGGCAAAUAGCAGUAACAGUUCUAAGAAAGAUAUGGAUCGGGUUAAAGGUCCAUGGAGCCCCGAAGAAGACGACCUUCUACAGCAGCUCGUUCAUAAACAUGGACCACGAAAUUGGUCUCUUAUUAGCAAAUCCAUACCUGGAAGAUCCGGUAAAUCAUGCCGGUUAAGGUGGUGCAAUCAGUUAUCUCCACAAGUAGAGCAUCGGGCUUUUACUCCCGAAGAAGAUGAGACCAUUAUUCGGGCCCAUGCUCGGUUUGGGAAUAAAUGGGCUACUAUAGCCCGACUUCUUAAUGGACGAACCGAUAACGCCAUUAAGAACCACUGGAACUCUACCUUGAAGAGGAAGUCCUCCUCUCUUAGUGCUGAUGAAGGUAACGAACUCGCCGAUCAAAUUUUUCAAAAUCAACAGCCGCCGUUAAAGAGAUCUGUUAGUGCCGGAUCCGCCAUGCCGGUGUCCGGUUUCCAUUUCAGUCCCGGUAGCCCGUCGGGUUCGGACAGUGAUUCGAGCCUUCAUGUCACUUCAUCGUCUCAAUCUCACUUAUUCAAGCCUGUCGCCAGAGCCGGCGGUGUGUUUCCGCCGCCGUCUAUUGACACGUCAUCUCCUUCCGAUGAUCCGCCGACUUCCCUCAGCCUUUCGCUUCCCGGAGUUGACUUGACCGAGUUUUCUAAUCGUUCGGCCGAGUCAACUCAGUUGAAGAAUCCGUUCCAGAUGCUUCCUGUUGCUAUGCAGAUUCCGCCACCUCCACCACCGCCGCCUCAGGCUGCGGCGGUGUCGUUUCAACGUGCUCCUUUAAAUCAGGAAGCUGCAGCAGAACAGCAAGAUAAGGUGUUUGUGCCGUUUAGUCAGGAGUUGUUGGGAGUGAUGCAGGAGAUGAUUAAAGCGGAGGUGAGGAACUAUAUGGUAGGGAUUGAACAGCAACAAUUUCAGCAGCAACAGCAGCGACAUUAUCAACAACAGCAGCAGUUUCAGCAACAAAAUCAUCAAAUGCCAAGUGGAAUAGGGUUAGGUUUGUGUAUGCAACAAGCUACUGAUGGAUUCAGGAAUACAGGUGCUAAUCGCAUGGGAGUAAGCAAAAUCGAUUAGAGAGAGGGAGGUAGAGAAAGAAACUAUCUUUGUUUCGUUUCUCUCUAUGUUUAGGGGGCACAUGUUGGCUUUGAGCUUCAACCGUGUGGGAUCAUAAAAAAAGGAAGUAGUUUUUAGACUGUUUGUACAGAGAGAGUGGGAGGGAGAGUAUAAAGCCGAGUUCCAAUGGCAGAAAUGCCAAGGCUGGAACAAAUAAGAAAAAAAAAAGAUUAAAAAAGACGUUUUAUUAAUUUAUAUUCAGGCAGAUUUAGAAAACAAGAAAAAAACUAGGUAAGUAAAUAUGUUUUGAGAGACCCUACCGCCAUUGAAAUGAAAAAUGAAAUCUGAUGGAAGGAUUUGAAUGAAGAAAAGUUCAUAACUUUAUUCUUGAAA